This is a messenger RNA of Tetrahymena thermophila SB210, 3909 nucleotides long. RefSeq names its product cyclic nucleotide-binding domain protein. The record is from RefSeq and is a predicted model, not a curated record. The transcript is spliced from 6 exons. NCBI's taxonomy places the organism in Eukaryota, Ciliophora, Oligohymenophorea, Hymenostomatida, Tetrahymenidae.
AUGGAGAAGCAAAGCGCUUCAAGGACUCAAGAUGAACUUUAAUUUUUAAGUGAUUAACUAGGAGACUUAUAGUUUUUCUAAGAAUAUGUAUAAGAUGAUAUGGUAGACUUGUUAAAGAGAUGUGUUAGAUAUGUUAAAUACAAAUUUUGUAAAAAGGGUGAAGUUAUAUUUCAUAUAGAUUCUGAAGCAGAUAAAUUUUAUAUUAUAAUCAGUGGAUUAGUAGGUGUAUUUACUAGACCAUCAGAUGGUAAUUAAAAUAGAAAAAGGAAGAAGAAACAUUUUGAGCAUAUUAUUAAAAGAAAAAAAGAUUCGUUGAACACUGAUUUAAACAUUAAUUAAUCGAUGGCAUCAUCUAUAAAUCGUAUGUCAUAAAUUGAACUUCAAAACAUCUCAGCAGAAAAAAUUGAUGAUUCUAGAUUAAGAUUAAGCAUAGCUUCUUUAUGUGAAGAUAAUAUUGAUGAUAAACGUGCAAGUAUGAAAUGUAUUUCAUAAUAUUCAUCAAUGAAAAGUAUCAAAAAUUUAUAAUAACUAAAAAGAUCUGUGUCACCUACAUAUAAAAAAAAUAAUGAAAAAUUUAUAAGAAUUUAGGAUAAAUCUUCUUAAAAAAGUAUUGCUUCUUAAAUUGUUAAGCAAAAUAAAUCGAACGCUUAAAAUGUAGCAGCAAAGGCAUAAAGAUCUUUAACAAUAGAUGCAUAGGAAAAAAAAUAAAGGUCAAUGAAUAUUUAGCAAUAAGAAUAAGGAUUCUUUCUUACUCAAGAUCAAGAUUAAAAAAACAUUAUAUAGAAUAUAUCUUAGUAAGAACUCUAAACUAAAAAUGAAGCUAUUUAGAUGAAUAAAAAUGUCAAGAACAAUUUAGGAUUAGGUAAAGAGUAAGAUAUAACUGAUAAAAAGCAUAUUUAUUAUUUUGGAGAACAGCUUACAAAAGCAAAAAAUAUGGAAUCAGGAACUGCUUUUGGAGAAUUAGCACUUGUUUAUAAUAAAGAAAGAGCAGCAACAAUAAUUUGCUUGCAAGACACUCAUUUAGCUUAUAUAGAAAAGGAGCAUUUUAUUUAAAUAUUUAGUUAAAAGGAGGAAAGAAGAAUAUAGUAAUAGGCAGAGUACAUAGGAAAACUGCCACUGUUUUCAAAUUUCUCUUUCUAAUUUUUGAGAGAUCUAUAUUACAAUACUAUUUCAUACAAAUGCAAGAAAGGAGAAACUAUAUUUUAAGAAGGGUCUUCCCCUGACAAUGUAUAUAUAGUAAAGAAAGGAGAAUUCGGGAUUUUUAAACAGUUUCAAGUUUUAAACUAAGCUCCAGAUAGCAUUCAGAUUGGUAAAAAUGAACAAUUAGAGGUCAAAUCUGUCAAUCCAUUAUUUCACAAGAAAAUGUUAAAGAAAAAAUAAAUCAAGAUAAUGAGUUUAGGAGAAUAUGAAGUUAUUGGGGAUAGUGAUUUAGUUUAAUCGAGAAAUCGCGAAUAUUCAUUGAAGUGUACUUCUUUAGAAGGAGAGCUGCUGGUUAUUAAAAGAGAGUAUUUUGAAGAUAAAAUUUUUAAAUAUUAAGACACUUUCAAUGAGAUACUUAAGAGAUGCAACAACCAAAAUAUUCUUUUAAGUUAAAGGAUAGAAAAUAUUUAAAAUUAGAUAGAUUUGUUUUCUAAUUAGAAUACAAAUAAAACCUUUGAUAAAAAAGAAAGAAGUUUUACAAAUCUAAUAACUGAUAAAUAAGGAAUAGACAGAAAACUUCCUGAUUCUCCCACACAAGAGAAAAAAAGAUAAUUUGAAUACCACAAAAAAAUCCUUAUCCACUCUAAUAUUUAAAAUUGCACAGAUGAUAUUAUUUUACCAAAAAUACAUAAAAAUAUCUCACCUCACCCUUAAGAAAAUUCAUAAAUUUAUCCCAAAAGUACGGCUAACAAAAGUUGUUGCUAUUCAUCUGACCAGAAAUAUUUUUUGUAAUCUAGUGCAAGAAGUCACUACGAAAAUACACUCAUUUCAGAAUUUGACAAUUAAUAUAAUUAAGAUACAAAAAAUGUAUUAGGGAAUAGCAGCUUAAAUAAAGAUUAUACUUACAGAGUUUAAAAGAAAUAAAUAAUAAAAGAUGGUAUUAAUAGGCAGGAAAUCAUAAAUUAGUAGGGAAAUGAUCGUUCUAUAAAAAGUACAAAUAAAAAAGAGAACUAAGUCUAGGAGAUUAAUAAGUAUUAUGAACCCUUAGAAUAUUAGUUUAUGAACCAAUAAAAGAGUAGAGAUAUUAGACUAAUUAAAAAUAAAAGGAGCUUACAGUUAUCAUUAGAGUAGGAACAACAUAAUUUGACUACUGAUAUAUAGAGAAUGAGCUUUACUCCCAACAGUACAAAAACACUUGAUAAUUCAAUAGGAAAUUAUCUAAGAGAGAAACAAAAUCUUUCUUAGUUUGAAAAUUAGCUAAAUUAAAGUAUAUUUAUUGAUGGAUAAAAUCAAUCAGAUUAGAGGAAACUGUUUGAUAGAGAAAAUACAAAAUCUGUUUAGGGUAAAUAAGUAGCACCCCAUUUCAGGUCAAUAUCUUAAUAGGAUGUAUCGACUUAAUAGUAUGAGACAUAUGAUAUGAAUUCCCAGAAUUUUUACUACAAUAAAAAUAAGCAAGUAACAAAAGUCUAAAAUAUUUCUAAAAAAACGAUUUAGGAGACAAUUUAAGAAGGAGCAGAAAAAAAUUAGCAAAAAUAAGGAUAAGUACCACCAUUGAACUUGUAGGAAUAAUCGAAUAGAUUAAAGAGGUUUAGCCCAAAUUUAAAGAAUAGUAAGAAUUUAAAAAUAGGGAACCACACAGAAAGAAUAUCCAGCAAGAAGGAAGAACAAGAGAAAGUAUUCAUGGACUCUACAUAUGGGUAUUUUCUGAAAAAAGAGUAAGCUGCUUAAGAAGUUUUUACAGAAAGAUAUAAUCAGAAACCUGUGCUAAUAGAAAUAAAGUAAACUGAGUAUAAUAAAAUAGAGUAAAAUAAAAAGAAAAUUGAAAAAUAUCAUCAGCAACCAAUAUCACAAUAAGAGAAAAUUCUACAAACUCUCAUAUUUUCUAACAAAAAGAUAAAGAAACAUUUAUUUUCUAAGAUUUUAGGAGAUGAAUAUAUGACCAUAUAGAAUAAUCUCCAGUCAUAGCAGUCAGAUCAAACAAAAAGGAACAAUUAAAAUAGACAAGAUAAACAGACUUAGAGCUAAGCAACAAAAUAUAUAGGAAGUGAAUCCGCAAGUUAAAAUGGUAUUUUGACUUCCGAUUUUGGUACACGAAGAAGCUAAGAGACUGUUUAGUGUAACUAUUAUAAUUUAAACAAUGGUUUUGACUAAUUUCAAAAGGAGUAGCUGCUUACUAAUAAUAAUUGCAAAAAUGAAAAUAAUCCAUCAUAGAGCGAUAUCAAACCAGUAAAAAUAACAUCUGCGCAAGCUAUUUAAUUAAAUAACUAGUAAGUAUACUAAUAAGCGUCUUUGAAUAUCAAAGAUUUAAAUCAAUAGUAAUAGUUAAAUUAACAAAUUUCAGAUGAUUAAAUAAAUAAAUUAAAUUAGAAUAGAUUACUUGAGGAUAUAUCUUCAGGUGACUAAAUUUGUAAAUAGAACUAAAAAAUAAAAGACUUACCUAUUAAUAAUAAUACUUCUAUUAAUGAAAGCAGAGAAUGUGUUCCAACAAAAAUUAAAAAAUUAGGAGAAGUAGAAAAAAAUGCAAGUCAUAAUUAGUAAUCAGUGCUGAAAAAUAAUAUUAAUAUUUUCCCUGAAAUUCUAAAUUUCAAUCUAGAAUCAGAAAGUAAAUUUAUUUUUGAGUAAUAUUAGUUUCUCGAUUCUAUCCGAGACUCUCAAAAAUACAAAAUAGGUUCUGCAUCAGUUUAGAAUAGAUUCUUUAAAAAAACUAAAAAAAAAAUGCAAGAAACUAGAUAGAAAAUAAACUAAUUAAAUUAAUAAGAUAUUCAUUGA